Argentina anserina (silverweed cinquefoil) is the source of this 423-nucleotide messenger RNA. Its product is annotated as probable LRR receptor-like serine/threonine-protein kinase At1g56140. The record is from RefSeq and is a predicted model, not a curated record. Gene Ontology annotation, molecular function: protein serine/threonine kinase activity. The transcript has 2 exons. NCBI's taxonomy places the organism in Eukaryota, Viridiplantae, Streptophyta, Magnoliopsida, Rosales, Rosaceae. Gene Ontology annotation, biological process: protein phosphorylation. The coding region runs from base 1 to 423 and encodes 140 amino acids.
AUGCGUGGACACCUUACACAGAAGACUGAUGUGUUUGCCUUUGGCGUUGUGGCUCUAGAAAUUGCUUGGAACUUGCUCGAAAGCAAACGUGAAGUUGAACUAGUGGACUCCAGGUUAUCUGAAUUCAAUGAGGAAGAGGCAAGGCGAAUUAUUAAGAUUGGACUUUUGUGCACUCAAGCUUCACCAAUGCUGCGUCCACCUAUGUCUCGUGUGGUGGGAAUGCUUUUAGGAGAUAUUGAAGUGAUGACAGUAACUUCAAAGUCCGGUUACUUAACAGACUGGAAGUUUGAUGGUGAAAGUACUGAUGUUACUAGUCGAACAACUGAUCUAUCAACUAAAGGAACUGAGUCUAGCUUUUACAACUCUUCGGCAAACACAAGCAUCAUUGGCGAAUUAUCUACAAGUGCCAUCCUUGCUUCAUGA